AUGAGCUCGCGCUUCAAGUCUCUAGGCUUCGGUUCCAAACGAAAGAGCAGCGCCAACAUCCAAUCCGCCUCAACCACUUCCACGUCGGUCGCUUCACCCAACGGCUCCAUCUCGAACGCCACGACUCCUCCCCCUCCUCAAAACUCCUCGCAAACCAGUCUGCCGCCCAUGAAUCCCAACCAGCCAGGCGCGCCUGGACGUCCUCCCAGCUACCAGUACAACACCGUCCAGGGACGUCCUCAGUCGCCAAUGCCACCUGCUCAGAACCAAAUGGCUCACCACCCUGCUCCCAUCGAUACCAGGGCCGGUGCUUAUGUUGGCGGUGCCCCUCAGUUGGGUCCACCUCAACCCCCAGGGUAUGGCGGUGCAUACGGGCAUCAGACUAUCGGUCCACAACCGGGCAUCCAACAUAUGGCCAAUCAAUACCCGCCGGGUGCUCGUCCCGCAGAAGUUGAGGGUGCAGGGAGGAGCAAGGCCCAGCUGAUUGUUGGCAUCGAUUUUGGCACCACUUUCUCGGGUGUGGCAUUCGCCUUCGCGACAAACACGGAAGCAAAAGAAGAUAUAAUAACAGAAUGGCCAGGUGCGGGCAAUCAAACAAAACAAAAGAAAGUUGUCGGCUGGGGUCCAGACAUUGCGGACGCCCUAGCUCCCACAGGUUAUCCCAAACCAGGCGUGCAAAAGGUCGAAUGGUUCAAACUGCAACUCAUGCUCUCAGGCAACACUUACAUAGACCCUAUUAACCUGCCUCCUCUACCACCUGGGAAGUCCGAAAUCGAUGUGGCAGCUGAUUAUCUCUUCAAACUUCGGCAAGCCAUGAGAGUCCAGUUGCAAAAGACAUUGGGUGAGGUCUUCAACAGAGAAGAGCGGAAUAUCCGAUACUUUCUGACCGUGCCCGCUAUCUGGAACGAUGCUGGCAAAGCAGCCACCAGGGCGGCAGCCAUUCAAGCCGGAUUCAUUCGUGAUGAGAACGACAACCGACUAACGCUCAUUACCGAACCCGAAGCCGCAGCCAUGUUCUGUUCCAAGACUGGCCUCCUCAACCUCAAGAUUCAUGAUGCGGUCCUGAUCGUAGAUUGCGGCGGUGGCACCGUUGAUCUGAUUGCAUAUGAGGUCGAAGAAGAAACUCCCUUCACUGUUGCCGAAUGUACGGCCGGAAGCGGCGACUCCUGCGGUUCUACUGCUCUCAACCGAAACUUUUCCAACAUCUUGCGCGCAAAGAUCAGGAAGAUGAAGUUGCCUGAUGGAUCGAAAACCGCCGGCCGAGUAUACGCCAAGUGCAUUAUGGACUUUGAAAACAGAAUAAAGGCAGAUUUCCGCAACAACGGUCAGAAAUGGGCCGUCGACGUUGGUAUCGAGGCUGAGUUCCCCGAAGCCGGCAUUGAAGAGGGCUACAUGACGUUCACCAAUGAGGAAAUCCUUCAAUGCUUCGAACCCGUGGUCAACAGGAUCCUGGAGCUUGUUCGCAACCAAAUUAUCGCUAUCCAAGCGCAGAACAGAUCGUUACAGAAUGUUCUUGUGGUGGGUGGGUUUGGUGCAUCCGAGUAUCUCUUCCAGCAGAUCAAGCUGCAUGUUCCCCCUCAGUUCCAAUCUAAAGUCGUCAGACCCAUGGAUUCGGUGGCUGCAAUUGUCAAAGGCGCCGUCACGGCAGGUAUCACUGAGCGCGUCAUCACCUCCCGCGUUGCGAGACGACAUUAUCUCAUGGCGACCCUUCAACCAUUCAAAGAAGGUCACCAUCCUGAACAAUAUCGCGUGCCCAGCCUUGACGGCAAGGAUCGGUGUAAAUAUACAAGACAGAUCUUCGUUCAGAAGGGCGAGAGAGUCAAGAUUGGUGAGCCGGUCAAAGUCUCGUUCUUCAGACAAGUCGCACCUGGGGCAACAUUGAUGUACGAAGACAUUCUUUAUGCAUGCGAUGAGGAUGUUUGUCCCGAAUAUACCAAAGACCCACGCAUCAAGGAAGUAGUCACUCUUACUUCGGAUUUGUCAAGAAAGAACCUCGAAAAGGACUUUGAAAGAAUGGACACUCCACAGGGCACAUUCUACAGAGUGUACUUCGAUAUUUACCUGACAUUGGAUGGGUCCGAGUUUAAUGCCGAAUUGUCUGGAUAUCACCUGGACAACAAGGACGGUCUCAACUUCAAGAGUGGAAGCAUGGCAAUCAAGAGGAACGUAAAGAGAAAAGAGAAAUGGGUGAUUUAA
Molecule: messenger RNA, 2196 nt
Organism: Fonsecaea nubica
Lineage: Eukaryota; Fungi; Ascomycota; Eurotiomycetes; Chaetothyriales; Herpotrichiellaceae
Exons: 5
Coding region: 1-2196 (731 amino acids)
Molecular function (GO): ATP-dependent protein folding chaperone; ATP binding
Source: RefSeq, a predicted model, not a curated record